AUGCCACAGGUGGGAGCUGUGCGCCUCGUCCCCAGGGGGAAAGUCUACAAACAGAUCUUCGAGGCUGAGGUUCAGUUAGUACGCUCUUUGGAUGAAGUAAGGAAGAGCAGAUUUUCUGUAAAGAAUGAAGGGCUCGGUUUGACUAGAGAUUCAGAAAUUUCUGCUGAUGCCAAGCUACUACCGUGUUACCAGGAGAAGUAUGUUGCAGGAACGCCCUGCAGUGACUCUGCAGCAACACCACUGCUGUACAGAGAAGCUACAAUAUCUCAAAAGGUUUGGAAAAGUGAGGAUGUAAAUGCAGCUGAGGAAGUCAGAGGCCUACCUGAUUUUGAUGCAGUUCCUGAGGAAACACGGAUUAGUAUCUUGGAAGGUCUGUCAGAACGCCGGCGAGGCCGUCAUGAUGAAGCUCUAACCUCAUUGUACCAUGAACUUGCCUGCAUUGGCAGGGGUUUGGAAGAACUGUGGAAUGCCAUCCAUCAGGAAUCCUUGACCAGAAGGAAGUGGAUUAGGGAAAUGGAUGAAUCCCUAAAAAAGAUUGAAAGCAGUCGAGCUGAUAAAAUAACAGAUGUACUGAGGAAGUAUACUUUGAUACUGGAGGAAAUUUCCUUCUUCUUGCCAGCUGAUGUUUACAGGUUCAUGAAUGAUGAGGCCAUGAUGAUUAACAGAGCAUUGUUGGCUAAUCAGAGGGCAAUUGCCAAGCUGUUCUUUAAUCUAAUGAAAUCAGAGAUGAAGAGGGAAUUAUCAUAUCAAUUGAAAUGGCAGGAUAGAGUCAAGGACUGGAAGCUCAUCCGAAAGAACUCUGUAGUUCACAGUUUCAGUGAUUUAUUGCCUCCAACACACACGAAAGCAGAUAUGAGUGAAUGGUACAGAUCCUUGGUGAAUUUAAACAAAAGCAUAGAUACCCACAAUGUGCAGCGUAUGGUGAAAAUACGCAUCCAGUACGAGCUGGUCCAGCAGAAGUGUAUGGCAGAAGUGCAGCGCUGCACGGUUAGUGUGGUGGCUUUGCCAGUUCUUGGAAGGAUCGUUGGUAACAGCAGUAGCCUAUUGAAUCUGAACAUUUGCACGAAAGAAGAGGCUGAAGAAAUUGUGAAUUCUGAGCUACUUCAGUUGACUGAGAAACUAAAAAGUCGGUUUGAAGAAGAACUGAAGCAGAUGGAUAGAGACUUUGAGGAGCUGGCUAAACAGAACGAGCAGAGUUGUAGAGACUUGUACAGCUACUUUCAGGAGGCCAUGGAUCUCUGGGAUGUCCAUCGAUCCAAACUGUCCCAGCAGGAGGGUGAACUUCAGAAGAAAUUAGGUGAAUGCCGACAGAAACAGGAUAACUCAAUACAGAUGAUGGAAACUAAGCUGGAUGUAAUUUUGGAUAAAAUGAGAACAGAGAGCUCUGAAGAAAAGAUGAAGAAAUAUUUAGAGAAUGCCCUUUCUUCUUUAGAUGGCAUUAGAGCUAGGUAUGAGAAACUCAACAAAGUUCUAAUGGAUGAAGUAGAGGCUUAUCCAGAAGCUAUUUUGUUGGAAUUGGUUUCUUACAGCAGAUCCAUCAGCGAGUAUUUUAAUGUAAAGGAAAUCUUCAAACAGAACUUGCAAGGAGAGAUAGACUUCGCAUUUCGAGAUCAAGAACUUCGUGAGGCUUCAGAAGCUGAAUGUCAGCAGCAAGCUGAGAGCGUUGUGCAAGACAGUGAAGGAGAGGAAACAGCAAACAGUUGUCAACAAGAAAAUGAAGAAACAAACAGAGCUGAGAACAAAGAGAUCUUUGCACAUGAAACAGAGGGAAAAGAAGAUGGGGAGAGUAUUGUUCAUGAAAGUCAAGAAAGAGAACAUGCAGAGCAAGGGGCUAUGUGCAAGAGCAGCAAUGCAGAAAGGUCUGAAAUUGCCACUGAGACCUUUUCCACUUCUAGUGGAAACACUUACACGGUUCUUGGAAUUGAAGAGGCAGGGAAGACUGACAUUCCAGAAACUUAUUUUGCAAAAUAUGAAAAAAAGGAAUCACUUCCUCUGUACCUGAAAUAUGUACUUAUCAAAGAAACCAUGGUUGUGGAGCUGAAGAAACGGAUUCGCCUCUACUUUUUUGAACACUUGGAGAAAUGGUUUGCAGAGUCCUUAUCCAACUCCUCUGUCUUUGUAGAUGCCAAGAAAGAAGAGUUAAAUUCAGAACUUCAGCUGCGCCUUCGCUUGCAUCAGCAAAGGCAGGAGAAUAUAGAGAAAAAUAUCUACAAUGUUAGAGCUGUGGAACUGUCUCUUCACAAAGAGCAUCUCGAGUGCCACUGUGCUGGGCUGGUGGAAGCUAUGAAAAAGGAGAGAGCUGAAUUUCUCAAAUUUUGUGAUCAGCAGGAUAACCUCAGCAAAAACUUACAUUCACGCCUCCGUGAUAUAGAGUCUGUCUUCCUCAGUGCCCCCAUGACUAAAUUAUUUUCGGAGGGAGGUAACUUUUCUCCUCCAGAGGUAAAAUCUUUCAGCAAGCGUCUUCAGAAAGAAAGCAAGCAUAUUGACUCUUUUGAAAGAUCGAUCAAGACAGAUAUGGAGAAAAUGGAAUCGAGCUGUUUGAAGCAGGCUACUGAACUUAUCAAUGAGGCUGAAAAAAAGUUCCAUUAUCUCCUUACAAAUCGAACCUUUAUGGAGAAGAUUCAACGAUUUUUGUCAAAUCUGCGAGUGAAAAUCAACUCAGAGGUAGCAAAUUCUAAUUUUCAGGCAGCGACAUUAAACUCUUAUCUGGAGCAGCUCCAUCAGAAGAUAGAUGCUUGUACUCAUCCUACUGCAGAUAAAGAGGCUGUGUCUUCUGAAGAGUUGUAUGAUUUUGCUAAAGUGGUGUUGAAAGAACUGAAAAAGAGGAGCCAGUAUCUCGACUGCUUGCUAGUGAAAGCAGCAAGCCCGCAGGAGGAUGAGGAUUUCACCCCUCUUGCCACAGAUGUUACGUUACAAGGUCCAGUUGCUGUUGCCAUUCGAACAGAGCGUUGCAGAGAUGACAACAAAAUUAUGAUGAUAGGGCUGGAUCCUGUUAAAUUUCCUUUGUUAAAUCCAAGCAGAAGGGGAAAGUCUCCACUUGAUGAUUUAUCAAUAAGUGUUAUCAAAAAUUUACUUGAGAAAAAGAAAUCCAUCACACCAGUUUUCAGUGACCAGAAAUUCCAGAUAUUUGGAGAGAAGCCUCCAGAAUCUGAGCCUAAUCGUGACUUGUUUGAGUUAUCAGUAACUUUUCUGUUUUAUCUUGACCUCCUGAAGGAGUUCUAUAAAAAACAGAAGCCAAAAAUCAUAGUGCCUGAAGAUCUGCCAGAGACAUUUGAACAUUGUGCAGAAGUGUUUAGGCAGAACCUGUUGUCAUACCAAAGGCAAACAGAUGAUUACUACAAUUCCUGUCUCAUAGAAUUUCAGGAUCAGCUGAAGCUGUUUGAGAAGGAGCUCCCUUAUGUCUCCCAGUUGGCACUUGAGGGUCUUUUAAAAGAACAUGAGCAAAAGCUAAGCUAUUCUACUGGUCAGAUUUGGCACCUCUUCAAUAAACAGCUGGAAGACUGGGAGAAUGUGAAGGCUGCGCACCAGAAUCAGUUACAUCCCUCUCUGGGACACCCGGACAACUUCCUUCAGCUGGAUGCUUUGUGCCAGGAGGAAAUAAAAAGGCAAAAAGACCAAGUUGAUGGUAUUAAUCUCAACAUACAGAUGCUGCAGAACUGUGCUGCUGAGUGUUCUCAGAACUUCGUUUCUGCACUAGCUGCCCUCACUGAAAAGCUGCUUCUGGAAUUGGAUGGAAGUAUCACUAUUGAUGAUGUACAAGCAGCAAAAACUGAAAUCCCAAAAGAGAAGACAUCCCCUUUAAUCCAUCGUAAACAAGCUGGACUUCAUCUAGAAACCUGUGAAGCUGAACAGUUAAUUGAGCGUGGAGGAAGGACCUGGCCAGGGAUACCCAUGACUACUCUUUCAGACAGUUCAGACUAUAUUCUUUGCAGAGAAACUGCAUCAGUUACAACAGCUAAGACUACACUGGGCCAUGUAGCAGCAGUAGAAGCAAGAGAUGCUGUGUAUAAGAAAUACAAAUGUAAACUUGAGCAGCAGUUUGCCCAGAUCAAGGAAGAAAGUGCAGCUCAGCUGCUGACAGCUCGGCAUUGGGAAGAUUGGUGGCAACGAUCCAUCCAGAAGAUUAAGCAGCUGUAUACACGAGAUCAGCCAAAUCUUGCUGAUGUCCCUCCGAUCAUUGCUGGCAUAGAUUGA
Messenger RNA from Apaloderma vittatum (bar-tailed trogon), 4194 nucleotides. It is a transcript of the gene CCDC180, whose product is annotated as coiled-coil domain containing 180. NCBI's taxonomy places the organism in Eukaryota, Metazoa, Chordata, Aves, Trogoniformes, Trogonidae. The coding region runs from base 1 to 4194 and encodes 1397 amino acids. The record is from RefSeq and is a predicted model, not a curated record. The transcript is spliced from 31 exons.